This is a messenger RNA of Laccaria bicolor S238N-H82, 1749 nucleotides long. RefSeq lists its product as uncharacterized. Gene Ontology annotation, molecular function: ubiquitin binding. NCBI's taxonomy places the organism in Eukaryota, Fungi, Basidiomycota, Agaricomycetes, Agaricales, Hydnangiaceae. The transcript is spliced from 4 exons. The coding region runs from base 1 to 1749 and encodes 582 amino acids. Gene Ontology annotation, cellular component: endoplasmic reticulum. The record is from RefSeq and is a predicted model, not a curated record.
AUGGACUACCUCAGUACAGGACAGCAACAGGCCCUCGCUCAGCUCAGAGAAAUUAUCAAUGGCGCAGACGACGACGUGGCGAUUGGUGUGUUGAGCAGCGUCGACUGGGAUGUCCCUAGAGCCGCCGAGCUCAUUUUCGGUUCUACAUCUACGUCUGCAGUAUCAGACCGAAUAAUAGAUACAUUUGAAAUCGACGAUACGCACCAGAGUAUACCGGAACGACAACCCAGCACUUCUGUCCUAGCCACACUCACCCGCCCCGUCUUCUCCUUCCUUGCGUUUCCAUUCCACGUUCUAUCCAACGUGUUCCGUUUCAUAUUUGCCAUUCUACGCAUUCCGUUUCCUUCGCUCCGGUUCACGAGUCUCAAUUUCUAUCGACCCCUGCGACCCAGACCUACCUUUCGCAGAGGGCCAGACAGUUGGUUGAGAGAGCUGGAAGAAGAGACGGGCGCGGUGUCCAUUGGCCGGCUCAAGCUACCAAGAGGGACUACCUCGUCUAUAGGCUUGGAUGCGGGCCCGUCGUCGUUGACGUCUCGCGCUGCUGCCGGCAACUCGGGUUCGGGUAAUGGGUUUACGGAGGAUGGGAGGAAGGUUUUGCCAGAUUUUGUAUUGCGGGGCUAUGAGGAAACCUUGAGGAUGUGUCAGAGGGAUGCGAAGAUUGCGUGCAUUGUUUUGGUCAGUGAGGAGCAUGAUGAUGUUGCUGAAUUUAAACGCUCCACUCUUACCGACGCUGCGUUUGUGAAAUCGUUGUAUGACAAUGGUAUCGUAGUAUGGGGAGGCGACGUUCGCGAUCAAGAUGCCUGGUCUGCCGCUGAGAAGCUGCAAGCAACAACCUACCCCUUUGUCGCUUUCAUAGCAUUACAACCCGGCCGUACACCUUCCUCUUCCUCAUCCCCACGCACCUCCGCCCCACCAACUCUUACAGUCCUCUCUAGGCAUCAAGGCCGCAGCGUUCCUUCCUCUGCGCCAACGUCCGCUCAAACACUGCUUAACCAUCUCGAACAACAGGUCAUUCCUAGGGUCACCCCAUUUUUGGAGCGCCUCCGUGCCACGCAGAGAGACAGGGAGCGGGACAGGCAGCUGAGACAAGAUCAGGACCGUGCCUUUAGAGAUUCAGCGCAGAGGGAUAAGGAGAGGAUUGAGGCUGCUAUUAGGGCAGAGAGUGCUCAGCAGCAGGCGAGGAUCCAGGCGGAAGAGGAGGAGAGGGAAAGACGGCGACAAGCGGAGGUGGAGAAGCAGAAGGAGGUUGUGAGGAUGGGGUGGAGGAGGUGGACAAGGCGGGUGUUUGCGAGUGAGCAGAGAAAGAGUGGAAGUCUGCGUGUUGCCAUUCGGUUGCCGAGUGGGGGGCGAUUCGUGCAUCAGUUCGAGGGCUCUGCGACGUUGACGACGUUGUACGCGCUUGUGGACGCGCAAUUGAUCCCGGGAGAGUUUGAGUCGCGUGAUGAUCCUCUUUCACCGCCUGAUUUGGAUGGCGUUGAGGGUGGGAGGUUGGCGUUGCUUGAGACGCAGGUUGAGAGCUACCAGAGCCCGACGGAGUAUUGGGGAUUCCUGGUUGUGUCUGCGUAUCCAAGGGUGGAGAUACCCUGGCGGAAAGGUGUGCUGUUGGGCACUAUAGAGCAACUUAGAGGUGGUGGACAGGUUGUUGUUGAGUUGACUCAGAAUGGGUUGGCGGGGAGUCGGAGGAGUUCGAGUGAACAUGUUCCUUCUUCCAGCGUUGAUGAUGGGUAUAGCACGGAGGAUAGCGAGUAG